This is a messenger RNA of Strongylus vulgaris, 261 nucleotides long. The record is from the annotation of a GenBank genome assembly. Lineage: Eukaryota; Metazoa; Nematoda; Chromadorea; Rhabditida; Strongylidae.
AUGCCACAGCCUAUGUUUGGCGGAGUAGCCCAAACAGACAUCAGGACUGCAACAACAAAUGCAAGUCCGACCCUGAGCAGAGAACAGUUGGACAAAAUCUGCAAAGAUAUCCAAAGAAUCACUCAAAAUUUCGGAAUCAAAGAUCCGAAAACAUUUGCGCUCAACAAUUGUUCGUUAAUCAAAAUGUACUACUCACAAGUCACGUGUGAACAAAUCAACCAUGUUAUGGAAUACUGUGAACGAGGUGCUUUCCUUGCUUAA